AUGAUGCUGGUGGCCAAGGAGUUCGGCGCGCUGUCCCCGCCCGCGGGGGCGGCGGCGGCGGCGCGGAGGUGGGCCCCGCCGUCCACGGCGCGGGUGUCGCCGAGGGGCGGGUCGCCGGUGGGGGACCUGUGGCUGCGGACGCGGGGAGGGGGGGACGGGCCCGGCGGGAGCCAGCACGGGAGCCACGAGAGCGACAUGGACCUCGCCAUGCUCGUCAGCGACUUCCUCGAGGGCGGCGGCGGGAGCGGGGGCGACUCGCGCGGCAGCAGCGACGGCGAGCCCGGCGGCCUCCACGACCUCGCCCACCUCGCCGACAAGAUCUCGAUGUACAAGCAAGCUGGAGACGAGAAGGAAAACGAGCUGCUCUCCGUGGUUCACUCGCUGCUGUUCUCCAUCCAUGAGACAGAGCUCCAGGAUUUCGUAAGAGGUCAAUGCACUGGCAGCUGCAUCCGUCAUCUACUCGUGAAGCUCCUGAGGUACUCGGGAUACGACGCGGCCGUCUGCGUGUCCAAAUGGCAGGGGUUCGACAAGAUACCUGGAGGUGACCAUGAGUACAUUGAUGUCAUAAUAGACAACGACCUGACGGGUCCAGAGCGUCUGAUCAUCGACAUCGACUUCAGGAGCCACUUUGAAAUAGCCAGAGCAGUCGAUCCUUACGGCACCCUGCUGGACUCGCUCCCGGUGGUCUACGUCGGCACCCUUCCAAGACUGAAGCAGUUCCUGAACGUGAUGGUCGACGCGGCGAAAUGGUCCCUGAAGCAGAACUCCAUGCCCCUGCCUCCGUGGAGAUCCCUGUCCUACCUCCAAAUGAAGUGGCACUCCAAGUACGAGCGGAAAGGCCUGCAAUCUGAGCAGCAAGAGUUCCAGGGCGCAUCCCCGAGCCGCACGCUGUGCUUUGGGCAUCUGAAGCGGCUGAAAUCCUCACUGCGGUUGGAACUCGAGACCGGAAGGUUGCUCAUGAUGCCGGUCAUGCAGGCCGGCACGAAGAGGACGGCAAUGUACGAGAGGCGGCGUAGACGCUCCCUGCUCAGCUUCUGA
Messenger RNA from Triticum turgidum subsp. durum (durum wheat), 1038 nucleotides. The record is from the annotation of a GenBank genome assembly. Lineage: Eukaryota; Viridiplantae; Streptophyta; Magnoliopsida; Poales; Poaceae.